Messenger RNA from Malaclemys terrapin pileata, 3508 nucleotides. It is a transcript of the gene TMPRSS5, whose product is annotated as transmembrane serine protease 5. The record is from RefSeq and is a predicted model, not a curated record. The transcript is spliced from 9 exons. The coding region runs from base 1481 to 2629 and encodes 382 amino acids. Gene Ontology annotation, cellular component: membrane. Lineage: Eukaryota; Metazoa; Chordata; Testudines; Emydidae. Gene Ontology annotation, molecular function: serine-type endopeptidase activity. Gene Ontology annotation, biological process: proteolysis.
CCCCCUGCAGGACGUGGAGUCGAUCCCAAUCUGCACAGACGCCGGGGAAGACGAGCCCGUCAUCACCACGGCUCCCAGGAGAGGUUUGAGAUCUUUACUCCCCACGCCCCUUCUCUCCUCGCUGCCAGGAUCCCUGUGGAGAGGAUGUGUCGCCUAGUGCCUUCAGCUGGACCUUUCACUCACAGUGAUCUGUGGAAACCCCCUGGGAUCCAGCCUGACCUAAGAACAAGGUCAAAGGCAAAGCAAAGAAUGAGGCUGUCUCUGUGCCUUUGCCUGCCCCUUUCUCGUUGUCACAGACCAGAAAGUUCCCCCGCGUUCUGCUUUUCUCCUUGAGUUUUGCAGUAAAAAGCCUCUUCCCUCCCCGGAGGAUGUCUGCAAUCUCUGGGGCUGCGGCAUCACAGUAGCAACUUGACAGCUGAGCCCAGUGGUUAAAGGGGAGCGAAGCAGGAGGCGGAAGAGCAGUGGGGGGGAAGUGCUGAUUACCCAAGCCAGGGAGAGGAGGGGGAGCGCGCUCUCCGUUCUGAGCAGAGGAGAAGGGAGCUGGUCUCCUCCUUACUGACCCCCACCCCUAAAGUGGGAGCUGAGCAGAUUGUGAGCUGUGGUUCAAAUUCAGCAGUGACGCCAACGAUGGUGUAAAUGACUUUCCUGCACCUCCUGCUGUCUAGGGCUCAGCGUUAGCCCUCCACACCCAUCUCCUGAGGUCGCCACAGAUCACAGUGUGUCUGGGCCCCAUUUGGCUGGGGGUUUCCCAUCUUGCAAGCAAAGGCGAGGUGACAACAACCUCUUACGCACCGGGUGUUCAGUGCAGGUGCACCAGUGCUCUAAACAUGUCACACUUCCUGUUCUCCACUGGUCCCCCUUUUCCGACCCUCACACCCCAGAGGUAACCUCUGCCCCUGUUUUAAUCCCACAUGAAGCUAGCCCUUGGGAUGGGGCGUCUCACAAAGUCACCACUUCACAGCAAUGGAGUUUUAAUCAAGUCCCUGAGAUGCUAAUUGCUUGCUGAAUGCAGGGGACGGGGUGGUUCAUUGGACAGGGUGUAGGACAGGCAGUGGGUUCUAUGCUUGCCUCUACCACAAUCGCUCUGUGACACCAAGCUCGGCCUGACUCUACAAUGGGGAUAGUGUUAAUGGUGCUAUUUAAAGUGCUUAGAGAUCUCUAACUGGAAAGUGCUAUGUAAGUAGGAAGUGUCUCGGAUUCAGCCUCCAACUAAUUUUGCAGCUUUUCUUUCACUCAAACAGGCCCUGCUCAGCUUCUGCCUUUAAACCCAGUCCCCAACAUGCUUUGUUUUUGGGACACUGGAGCAAUUCUGAAGCAAAGGGGAAGCUUGCUGGAGCCCUCUGCAUAGCACUACCCAGAAUGCUUUGCCAGUACCCAGCAGUGCCACCCCCUGAGCCCGCGGAACACAUGGAAAGGUCGAGGCGUGGUUUGCAAUAGCCCCAAAGGUUUUCCGGGGCACUUUGCAGGGCCAGAUUUGGGGAUGGGUGCAUCCCUCGUUAGUCACUGGGACUUUAUUGUGUUUAGCUUUGGCCUUUGUAAAGAGCUGGUCGCGAGGACGCUUGCAGACGUUUUUAAUAAAAUGGUUUUAGUAUCUUUCAGAAUAAACACGGGAAACUUCUUGUUGGAAGUGCAGGUGGAAGGCAGGCCCGGCUGGCUCCUGGCAUGUCACGAGCGGUGGAAUCUCUCCCUGGGGACUCUGAUCUGUAGGCAGCUGGGAUAUCUCCAACUCGCCCAUCACAAAGGAGUGAACCUGACGGAUGUCCAGGUGAAUGAUACGCAAGAGUUUGUUCAGAUUGUGCCCAACCAGAAGAGCAGCAUUGAAGACGUGUGGCAGGUCAGGAGCAGCUGUGCUUCAGGGCGAAUUGUGGCUCUGAAGUGCUCCGAGUGCGGUAUGCGCUCCAGGGCAGCCCGGAUCGUGGGCGGAAGCGACGCCCCGUUGGGACGCUGGCCGUGGCAGGUCAGCCUGUACCUCAACUCCAGACACGUCUGCGGAGGCUCCGUGGUGGCGCACGACUGGAUCGUCACGGCCGCUCACUGCGUGCACAAUUACAGGCGGCCUGAGGUCUCCAGCUGGCUGGUCUUUGCUGGGAUUGUCGCCCAGGUGUCAGUCCCACAGCAGGCUGGGGCGGCAGUGGAGAAAAUCAUCUACCACCCCCACUAUGACGACAGGAGUCAUGACUAUGACAUCGCACUGAUGAAACUCACAGCGCCCUUGAACUUCUCUGAUGCUGUCCGUGCAGUGUGUUUACCGCUGUACCAGCAGGAUUUCCCCCACGGCACCCACUGCUGGAUCUCCGGCUGGGGCUACACCACACCUGAACACGUUCCUGUUGCUGAGAUGCUGAAGGAAGCUAUUGUUCCCUUAAUCAGCACCAAGAAAUGCAACAGCUCCUGCAUGUACUCUGGUGAGCUCACCCCCAGGAUGCUGUGUGCCGGCUACCUGGACGGGAAAGUAGAUGCCUGCCAGGGAGACAGCGGGGGGCCGCUGGUUUGCCAAGAUGAACUCACCUGGCGCUUAGUGGGCAUCGUGAGCUGGGGCAUGGGGUGUGCUGAACCCAACUACCCUGGGGUUUACACCAAGGUGGCCGAAUUCCUGGACUGGAUUUAUCAGAUCAUCGAGAGUCACUAGGAGCAAAGCAAGGGACAGGCUGAAGGAGCAGAGCCAUCCCCAGGGUGACAUGCCAGGCAAAGAAGAGUCCAGGACAAAUGUAUCCCCACUACGGAGCUUUGUCCCAGUUAAUAUGUAGUGACAGUGGCUCGGCAUGAGUUGAAAAGACAGAGGGAGCCGUCAAACCUGCCUGUUGCCAAGACCUCUAAGGAGGCAUCUCCAGCAGCCCAGGUGUGUUCUCUGGUGUAGCGUGAGGGGCAGCCUCGCUGCUUUUGCCUGUUGCAGCUGAUCCAUAUUAAACAACUAGUGUUUGGGCAAAGGCUGCUACAGUCCUCCUGCUCUCGUGCAAUGGAUUAGCCCCAUGCUUGGGCUGUGUGUAAUGGGGGUUUACAUCCCCCAUGUGUCUGUGUUAAAAAGGACUUUGGAUGGAUGUCAAAUGUAAUUGUGCUGUGUGUCCCCUGAGCUAGGGGGGGGCUUCAGCUCUCUUGCCAGUGGAAGUUGUGUAGAUAAAUCUCUUCAUUAAACAUAUUCACAUAACUUUCAUAUGACUUUGUAUUACGCCUCUAUUUUCAUACAACUUUGUAUCAGAUCCUUAUAUAGAAAAUUUGUAUUGAGCCUUGGUAUAAUGUAAAAAAAAUGUCUUUUUGCUAGGAGUAGAAUAAGAUCUCUCCCCCCUCCCUCCUUUUAAUCAAUUGCCCUGUUGAAUGAACAAGGUGUGAAUGAGCCAGGCCUGGAAGGAAAGCACCUCCAGACAGCUGUAACUGUUGGAGAGGGGAUGGAAGCCAGACCCAAGAACAAUAAAACUUGUCAAGUGGGCUCACUAAAGAAGAGCAGGUUUCAGAGUAGCAGCCAUGUUAGUCUGUAUCCGCAAAAAGAACAGGAGUACUUGUGGCACCUUAG